Molecule: messenger RNA, 1998 nt
Organism: Phytophthora sojae
Lineage: Eukaryota; Oomycota; Peronosporomycetes; Peronosporales; Peronosporaceae
Exons: 2
Coding region: 1-1848 (615 amino acids)
Molecular function (GO): protein binding
Source: RefSeq, a predicted model, not a curated record
AUGCUAACCAUGCGCGGCCUCGUGCGCGCCAUCUUCGACGAGCAGCGGCCGCCCACGCCGCCGCGCCGGAAGCUGCGCGGCGCCUCCACGCGUCGCAGCUGGGACGUCAACGACCGCGCCCCCGGCUACAGCAACAACACCAGCAACAACAACAGCAGGGAGAGCGAGCCCUCGUACGUGCCGCAGCCGCUCGAGGGCGAGUACAACGUGUGCUUCCGCCGCAAGCCGCUGGGCGUGGGGCUCGUGCCCAGCUCGCAGCUCUACGGCUCGUGGGAGGUGAGCUCCGCCGACAUCGCCAGGGGCGACGUGCUGGUCGCCAUCAACUUCAGCCGCCGCGUGGCGCAGCUGCCACGCGCGCGGCUCGCCGCGUACCUACGACAGUGCGCGUGCCCCAUCGUCAUGACGCUGCGGAACCCGGACGUCUACGGGUCCUUCGACUCGAGAGCCAUGUCCACGGCAAUGUACCCAUCUUCCAUGGACUACCACCCGCACUGCUACCCGUCCAAAGUGGUGGCCAGGGCGUCGUCCAUGCAGUGGCGACGCUCGCUGGAGCACGACUUGGCUCUGAACGCCAAGUCGGCCAAGAACGACACGGCGAGGGAGCUGGCCCAGGCGCUGGUGAACAGGGACAUUGUCACUAUCCAUGAAGCCCCGCCCGCGGGCAUUGCAGGGGCGUUGGAGAUCAGGGAGAUCGACUGCGCUGUGGUGGUGAGCGGGCUGGAUCAAGACGGGAAGGAGGUCGCAGGCCCAGAGCUGUCCGACAUGGGCGAGUUCGACGUCACGUUCAACGACACGCCGCUGCAUCUGGCGUUGGCGCCCAGCACGCGGCUCUACGGAUCGGUGGAGGUGUACGACCCCAAGCAACACGCCCCCACGGUGCAAGUGGGCGAUGUGAUCAUGGCUGUCAACGGCUAUUCGUCCACGUCGCGGCUGUCGCCUGAUGACGUUAUUGACGCCAUUGCCGAGCUGCACGCGCCGGUCACGCUACGCUUCCGCCGUCCAGUGGCGUACCGCAAGUACUUGGCCAAGUUCUUCAGCACCAAGAAGGAGCUCGCGUCGCAGUCCAUCGCCAAGGCCAUGUUCCCGCCGUCGCCGGAGUACAAGAAGAAGGCGCCCAAGCAAGCCCUCAAGAAAGUGAGCAACCCCGGGUCGCUCGUCUCGCAGAGUUUCAUUGAGCCGGAGACAGCGAGUCUAUCUCCGAAGAAGGCGUCGGCCCCUGGUAACGAGAACGAGGAGCGCGCGAGGGAGUUCAGGGCUUUUGCUGCAAAGAUCGGAGCUCUGGACCAGUUCAAGCUGUGGGCGGGUGGUGAGAGCCCCACGGGGGGACGCCCUCUGGCUGGCCAUCAGUCCGCGUUCCUCACGGAGAAGCACAUGCAGUUCCUGUGGAAGCACCUGCCCAACUAUUUGACGUGCAACCAAAUGGAGCUGAACUUCACCACGCGUGUGCACGGCUGGAACUUCUUGAGCUUUUUCUCGAGGCUGGAGAACAAGGGACCGACCAUCUUGGUGGUGCAGGACGAGCACGAGAACAUCUUCGGAGCGUUCUGCCCAGCGUCGUGGAAGAGAUCGAAGACGUUUUUCGGCAAUGGCCGGACGUUCGUGUUCUCUUUGAGCCCGCACAUGAACGUGUACGACUGGUCGGGCAUCGACAGUUCGUUCAUGUACACGCGACGCGAUGCCAUCUUUGUCGGUGGGGGCAACAAGGGAAUCGCGUUGUGCCUCCAGUUGGACGACAGGCGCGGCUUCACUCACGCCUGUACCACGUUCGACUCGCCACCGCUGGUCGACUAUGAAAGCUUCAAGUGCGAGACCAUCGAGGUCUGGAGCUUCCACGGGCUAAGGGUCUGAGACCCUUUUCGCCUGCAAAAUCACGGCGACUGUACCAAAGCAUUCAAACGACGAAGCCACCGUGAAACACGACGUCGUAGCUUCAUGUACAAUGGUAGUAUUUUAUAUCCCGGUCGGGAAGCUGGAAGUUGAAUGAUUACUUUUAUUAUC